Coregonus sp. 'balchen' is the source of this 4657-nucleotide messenger RNA. The record is from the annotation of a GenBank genome assembly. Lineage: Eukaryota; Metazoa; Chordata; Actinopteri; Salmoniformes; Salmonidae.
AUGGCCCUGUUGAAAUCUAGCAAGAUCAUUUCUACCGUCGGCGUUCACCCUCCAUUGGGUGUCCUCUCUAUUCGUGCCAGGUACAUAUUCUGCUCUUAGAGUACUGCUUUAUUGUUGUUUUAUUGACUAGUCAGCUAGCUAGCUAGGCUGACAACCAUAAGAUAGACAACUAGUGUAGAGCUGGCAAGCAUACUAGUUCUAGCUAGCUAGCAGACGACCCAUUGACUUUCCCCUCAAAGGGAGCAGGCUACUAGUUAGCCAACUCAAGACAUAUGAACAGCUAGCUAGUUUUCACAGCCAUGUCCAUGUAGUUACUAUGUUAGUCCAAGCAUCUAGCUAGUCAAUGAUGUAGCUAGAUACCGGAUUUCAUUAGCCUUGUGAGGCUGGUUGGCAUUUGCAACCUCAAACAAACCAAGGUUGUUCAGUGGCUGGCUAAACUUAAAGCUAACGUUGUCAAGGUAACUAGGAAUGGAUCCAGUGAUGUGUUUUGGCAGGUAAGUUAACUGGUUAGCUGUCAAUACUUCAUAUUCUUUCUUAUGAUUUAUAGUAGUGCUGGCAAAAGAGCAAGAACUUGGAGGAGUUGAAACCUGCCUUGUUAGCUUGCUACACACAAAUAUUUAUAUAUGACUGUGCUAAAGUCACAAAACACUAGCGAGCUAGCUUGUAUUCCAUGUAGCUAGAAGCUAGUUGGCUGGCCAUGCUAGCUAGUGAUGUUCCCCCUCCACAUGACUGGUCAAGCAUGUUUCAUUACUGUACUGCUGAUGACUAGCUGCCCACUGAAAGAUAGCUAGCUAGGCCCAUGAAAUUAAGUUUAAUUGAUGCAAUAAAUGAUGUAGGCCUAUGGACAGAAAUAUUGCAGGAUUACUGAAUGUCAUCCUUGCAACAUUAGUGGUUGGUUGUUGAUGCACAAGCUAUCCAGUAUGAGUAUUCUUGUGUGUGAAAGCACACAAUCUCAAGUUGAGAUUGUUAGGGGAUUACCACCUAAUUUGGAUUGAAUCCUGCUUAGUGCAAAGGUAUCAGACAAUUUAAUUGGAUGUAAAUCGAGUUGAUGCAACUCUGUGAAGUAGACAGUAAAUAUAUUCUACUGCGUGUCUCAAUCUCCCUCCCUGACUGUUUCAGCUCAUGGUGGUCCGAGGUGCAGAUGGGUCCCCCUGACCCAAUCCUGGGGGUGUCGGAGGCCUACAAGCGUGACACCAACCCCAAGAAGAUGAACCUGGGUGUAGGAGCAUACCGUGAUGACCAGGGCAAGCCAUAUGUCCUCAGCUGUGUUCGCAAAGUGUGUUCAAUCACUGCUUGAUGUUUAUGAUAACUAAUUUAAUUAUAUCCAUCAUAACAUGAGAAACUCCAGACUUUCACAAGAGACUAGAAGUUAAACAGACGUCAGCCUAGCUGUCUAUAAUCACCUUGACACUGAGAACAACUUUACUAAAAACCUUGGCUUGACUUUGACCCUGUGUAUACUUAGGCUGAAGCUCAGAUUGCUGCAAAGAAGCUGGACAAAGAAUACCUGGCUAUUGGCGGUCUGGGGGACUUUACCAAGGCAUGCGCCAAGCUGGCUUUGGGAGACGACAAUGAGGUUAUCAAGAGUGGCAGGGUAAAUCUUUCCCGGAACCUCAGACAUCCUGAUUCCACAGCACAGAUUUAGAAGCCUUAUUUUGACGGUUUGUUGUUUAUUCCCUGUUCACAGAACAUCACUGUCCAAACUAUUUCUGGAACUGGGUCCUUGAGAAUCGGAGCCAACUUCCUGGUAAGAGCCCUGUUCCUUUUGCCUUUUUACAGAUGGGUAGUUCCAUGGUAACAUAGUGAUGCUGAGACUCAGAUUUUUCACUUUAAAAUGUAUGUUAAACAAAAAACAAUGAUUGCGAAGUUAAACUCUAUGCACAAUAACUACUUUUAACAAUUUCCACAGAAUAUUGUACAAAAACACAUUUACUUGAAGAACAGUGCAGAUGCAAAAUUUGGUAACAGAAUGACGGUUUGUGCUGUUUGUGCUGUAAUUCUGUUACCAAACUUUGCAUCUGCACAAGCUUAUUAAUGAACGUCUAUUAUUUUCCCCACUCUCUUCGUUCCUGCACCCGUCCCUCAGUCCCGUUUCCAUACAGGAGCCAGGGAUGUGUAUCUGCCCAAGCCCUCCUGGGGGAACCAUACACCCAUCUUCAGAGAUGCUGGGAUGCAACUGAAGGCAUACACCUACUAUGACCCAAAGACCUGUGGCUUUGACUUCCAGGGAGCUCUGAAUGACAUCUCUGUAAGACAUGGCACAGAAGCCUAAUCUCCCCAUGUCAAUGUGUAGAGAAAGUACAAUAAACUGCUAGAUAAUUGUAUGUCCAUGUAUUAUAGAUGGAAUUGUUUGUAUUGUUUCCUCUUAUUCAGAAAAUCCCUGAGAAGAGUGUCAUCAUGCUUCAUGCCUGUGCCCACAACCCCACAGGAGUGGACCCUCGGCUAGAACAGUGGAAGGAGAUUGCUGACCUGGUGAAGGUAAACACAGCUGAAUAUAAAGUUCUCAGUUGCCCUCUGACACCUCAUUCGAUCCACCAACCAGGCCAAAAUAUAUAACAAGUUCUCUUAUAAUUUUCAUUAUUCCAGAAAAGGAACCUCCUGGUGUUCUUUGACAUGGCCUACCAGGGCUUUGCCAGUGGUGAUAUUGACCGUGAUGCCUGGGCUGUACGUUAUUUUAUUGAGCAAGGCCACAACAUUGUGCUUUCUCAGUCGUUUGCUAAGAACAUGGGUCUCUAUGGUGAGUAAUGAUAAUCACACUGGUCAUGUUUGAGUAUAAUGUUGGGGGAAAAACCCAAAUAUUUUUUAUUUAAUCUAAGCAACAUACCUUGUGUGGUGGUGUGCUAUGUCCUCAGGUGAGCGUGUUGGGGGCUUCACUGUUGUGUGUAAGGAUGCUGAGGAGGCCAAGCGUGUGGAGUCCCAGCUGAAGAUCCUAAUUCGGCCCAUCUACUCCAACCCUCCCAUGAAUGGGGCACGCAUCGCUGCCACCAUCCUCAAUACACCAGAUCUGUACAAAGAGUGGUGAGUAACAGCCAUCCACAGUGUCAUACUUCAAUUGUCUCACAGCCAACCUAAUAAAUAUGGGCCCAGUUGAGUCACGACUGUUCUCUCCCUAGGCUGAGGGAGGUGCAUGGCAUGGCCAACCGCAUCAUCACAAUGAGGGAACUGUUGGUGGCCAACCUGAAGAAGGAGGGCUCCACUCGGAACUGGAAGCACGUCGUCGACCAGAUUGGCAUGUUCUGCUUCACAGGGCUGAAGCCUGAACAGGUAGAGUAACUGUCUCUACAUGGUCUCAUACUAUAGUAUGUGAUUUCCAUCAGGUCACCUACUUGUAAAGGAAUCAUCAGAUGAAACAUUGGCUAUACUAUAAGUAUCAGAUGAGAGUCAUGAGUAUAACUGUAUUUCAACUUGUGCAGGUGGAGCGCCUUACGAAGGAGUUUUCCGUCUACAUGACAAAGGAUGGGCGUAUCUCCAUGGCUGGUGUCACCUCUGGCAACGUGGGUUACCUUGCACAAGGUAUCCAUGCAGUGACCAAGUGAGAUGGUCGACCAGGAGUCACACCGUAGUCACCACCAGAGGACAGAGAGGGGCGUUAGCGUCAGACAAGAAAAAUACAAAUCCUUAUGUAAAUUAACUCUCUCCUCAGCUUUCCUUUAGGGAAAGACUCAAAAGUAAGAAGAUACCAUGGUGUUAUUUCUGUUGGCAUUUUCUGUUGGCAUUGUCUAGAUACUGUAUGUUGGACCAUCUGUAACUAGGCUUUUAAUUGAGUCCCCUGGAAACAUUGUGGGUUCCCUGGAAAAUAAAUCAAGGAAUUCUUGAAUCUUUUUUGACCCCCCUCAGACAUCAAAAUAUCUUAUAGAUCACACUUCCCAAUGAAAGCACAAGUUUAGAAUCAUGUUGUCUAUAUUGCAGCAAGUCCUCUCACUUAGUUUGAACACACCUUGUCUCUAUAAGAACUGUGCUCAACUGUUGGUUGUAACAUGGAACACCAAAGUAAUAAGGAUUAAGACAAUUAUUUCAGGUAAUUGUAUUGAAAUAUGUGUCUCUGAAUUAUUCAUUAUUAACUUACGAAGUAUCUUUCAAAAAAUAUAUCAGGUGCUGCAAAACUUGGUAUCAACUUUGUCAGUGGAACCUGUCUAGGUGAUGCUAGUGGAGUCAUGGAACUUGUUUUAUGAGGGAUGAUAUGUGCUGCAUGGAGUCACUGAUUGUGAUUAUCAACUGGCCACAAUGUGUGCUAAGGAUGUUAUUUUGCUGUUGUAAUUUAUUGUAACGGAUGACCAGUCUACCAAUCCACUACCACAUCUCCCACUAAUGCUGUACCAUAGAAUUGAAUAUAACUGUUUUAUAUCUAUGGGCUGUAUACUGUAUGAACUGUUUUGACUCAAUUUCAGGAGCAUGAAGGGAGUUUUUCUGCUUGCACAUUGCCUUGUAAACAUGCCCCCUCAUGUGCUUCACCAUCAUUGAAAGUCAAAUGUAAUGCACCUUAAGAUGCCCUCUGACUUUGAGUGGUGUACAUUUCUGAUGGGCCAUGGAAAGCAGAGUCCAGGCAACCUGUAACACGCACUUGCCCUCAAAGCCAAGCACUGGCUUGAAAUUCAGACUUAUGGUUUUUACUUUGUGUUGUGAAAGAUUAAUGGUGGGUUCCACCUUGUAGAUUAUG